Molecule: messenger RNA, 1266 nt
Organism: Verruconis gallopava
Lineage: Eukaryota; Fungi; Ascomycota; Dothideomycetes; Venturiales; Sympoventuriaceae
Exons: 2
Coding region: 1-1266 (421 amino acids)
Source: RefSeq, a predicted model, not a curated record
AUGCUUUCGUCAAUUCAGUACGCGUUUGCGAGUGCCUCACUUCUUUCGGGAGUUUUUGCCCUGCCAGCACCAGUACCGGCCUCGGGAACUCUUAGUGAGCCUUCUUUGGCCUUCGCCAGCGCAACAGGAACCGCCACAGGCUCGUACGGCAAUGCUGCAACUCUUGUAGCCCAGAGCUUCCCAGACCUCAGCGCCGCCGACCUCAAACAGGUCGAGCUUCUUGCGCACGGCACUGAACCUAACAGCCCACCUCCGCCAACGCUAUCACAACAAGGUGGUGUGAACUUACAGUUCAUUGAGUUCAACGAAAACUUCGAGGUCGCCUUCUUCUCGUCCUUUAUCAACAACAUCACGAGCAACGUCCCCGGAUUUGAGGUCGAAGAUCCUGCUGAGAAGGACUUCAUUGUCAAUGCCCUGACCGCUCACCUAAACCAGGAAAUCGAGCACGCUUUCAAUGCUCGAUCAGCCCUCAAGGCAUUUGGCAGAACUGUGAUCAAUCCAUGCAAGUAUAAAUUCCCAACCACCAACGGAGAGGAUGCAACCAAACUCGCGAAGACCUUCACCGAUGUUACCCUGGGCACUCUCCAAGACGUGAUUGUCAUCUUCUCCAACAACGGUGACAAUGCCUUGACUGGUCUUGUUGCUUCGGUCGUUGGUCAAGAGGGCGAGCAGAAUGGAUUUUACCGUAUUCUGGAGAACGACAACCUAGUUCCAGCUGCUCUACCCUUCCUGACUGCUUCCACUCGCGAUUUCGCAUUCACGGCUCUCCAGGCAUUCAUUGACGGCCCAUGCCCAGCUACCGACAUCCUUAAGGCCGAUGGUCUCAAGCUUUUCGGAACCCUCAACCUCCUGACUUCCAACAUUGAGCCAAAGGACCAAGAACUGCAGUUCUCGUUCGACAUUGCAUCUCUGAAGAACAGCGCCAACCUCGACUUCCAGACCCUCAUCUCCAAAGCGCCAAGCAAUUACGCAUCGCAGUACCAAGGCUGGAGUUCGGGUAACUACGGCAAUAUGGGCAGCUUCAACUGGGCUAACAGCGGCCUUUUCCUAACCUAUAUCAAUCAACAGAACCUGCCCAUCUCUGUCCCUAUCGAGAAUGCAAAGUUGAGCGGAUCUGUUGUCACUUUCAAUGCCAAUUUCCCUUUUACAGAGAAUCUUCUCAACUCGCUGACAAUUGCUGCUGUCACAAUCGGUCAGAACUUCACCAGCGCCAACGAUGUUGCUGCACACGCUCUGUUUGCACCGGCUCUGAUUGAAGUUAACUGA